AUGGCCUCAGUAGGGGCCGAGAGGCGGCCUGGGACCCAAGAGGAUACGGCCGUGGGGCUGGCAGUGCCCGUGGAGGCGUCUGGUGGCCGCGUUCAGAGCUCUGAGUGUCCAGUGACACGAGACCAGUGUCUGGUGCCAGCACAUGAAGCCUGCCAGACCCAGAGUGAAGACAAGUGUCCAAGAGGACCAGCCUCAGAGCCAGAGCUCCAGGAGGAGAGACUCAAAGCAGAGGUGGAGGCCCUAGAGGAGAGAGGCCCCAGGCCCUUAGUGUCCACUGUGAGGCCCAGUCACAGUCUGAAGAGGAAGCCUCUCUGGUCCCCCAGCCUCCCAGGGGCUAGUCACCAUGCCCAUCCUAGGGCCAAAGCUGAGCUGCCACUGGGGCUGCUGCUGCAGAAAGAGGAGCCGGAGGGGAGCCAGAGUGAGCCACCACCAUCUGCCAAACAGCACAAAAAAACCAAGAAGCGCAAAAGUCCAGGGGCCCAAGCACUCCCAGCUGUAGUCAACACAGUGUCUGCCCCCUCAGAGGCCUUGGGGCUGGAGCGAAAGGCCCAGCGCCUGCGGCCUCUGUACCAGUACAUCAACUAUUGCAACCCUGAGCUGAACCAGGCAGGAGAAGGGGACAGGGAGGCCAAGGCCGAGCACGAGUUGGACCUGGCCCUGAUCCCCAAGGAGGCAGGUGUGGAGCAACUGCAGGCCCUGCUGCCUGUGGCAGGUGAGCUGGGCUCAGGCUUGGCUUUGCCCUGCCGUAAAAUGUUAGUGCCCCCAACCCAUGUUCUGGCUCCCCUGGCAGAGGAGGCUGGAGAAGAGCCUGGGGGUCUGCCCAACUUGGGGGUCAGUGGCUGGCCCAAGGCUGAGGUGGAUAAGUCAACCCAGGUGGACAUCGACAAGAUGCUGAGUGUCUGUGCUGCCCCCCUUGUGCCCCCGCUCUCUCCUCAGUACAGGUGA
This is a messenger RNA of Orycteropus afer afer, 945 nucleotides long. It is a transcript of the gene CUNH16orf86, whose product is annotated as chromosome unknown C16orf86 homolog. The record is from RefSeq and is a predicted model, not a curated record. The transcript is spliced from 4 exons. Lineage: Eukaryota; Metazoa; Chordata; Mammalia; Tubulidentata; Orycteropodidae. Bases 1 to 945 code for a protein of 314 amino acids.